Radiomyces spectabilis is the source of this 1746-nucleotide messenger RNA. RefSeq lists its product as uncharacterized. The transcript has 2 exons. Bases 298 to 1581 code for a protein of 427 amino acids. NCBI's taxonomy places the organism in Eukaryota, Fungi, Mucoromycota, Mucoromycetes, Mucorales, Radiomycetaceae. The record is from RefSeq and is a predicted model, not a curated record.
CGUCGAUGCAGAAUCGAUUUACUUGUAUCACCACAGAUAAGAUUGUUCUCGAUCAAGUCACUUGCUUUACCUCUUGCAUCUUUCCCUCCACAAUGUCAGAUUUAGCUCAAGGUAAGCAUACUGCGUGUUGGGGGAAGCGAUGAGUCUAAUUACAGGUAUUUUUUUGUAGCAUUAGAAAUUUACGUCCAAACUAAAAGGGCAAGAGCAACUAUACAAGGCUUCAUCAAUAACGAUGAAAACCACAUCGAGGUGUUGAUUGUUUGGUUUGAAGCAUUUGCCGAAUAUGACGAUGCAGUGAUGGCUUUUAUUAAAAAGUUCAAGAAAGUGUACAAGGAUAUCAUAAAAAAAUCAUACAAAAACAAGGCAAAAGUCGAUUUGAAGAGAAUUUUUCAACUGUCAAAAUCUCAAACGAACGCGUUGGUGAAUGGAAGCAAAGUCUUGGAAGAAGCUACAAAUGCUGCCUCAGAGAAAUUAAUCUUGAGACUGAAACGAACACCAACGACUGUGCCUGGUACGUCUUUCUCAUCCUCAUCUACUGGUGCUUCCUCAUCUACUGGUGCUUCUUCAUCUACUGCUAGCGGUUCAUCGAUUGAAGAUAAAUUGAAGUCAUAUAUCAAAUUGUCUAAAGAUCAAUCAAAAAGGCACGGGUUCAACUUGCAAACUCAAGUACACAAAGUAUUAGCCAGUCAAAACAUAAUACUACUCAAGGAGGGACAGGUGUGUCCAGAACUCGCAAAGCAUGUCGAUACCGCAUACCUCCUGAAAAAUAUCAGAGCGAAAGCAAUGGCCAAAGAUGUCACAGUCGACAGCACGAUGUACUUGUCACUAUGCACCUUGUUUCGAGAUGUGAACAACACAAUCGACCGAACAAAGCUGAAGAUCGAAAUCAACCGACUAUUUGAAGUUGCCUCCAAAGAGGAUCGAAAUAUCAUCGAGAUAUUCGCUAAUUUGGUUACCAAACUGCCCAAAUUCGAACGACUUUCUCCUGUAGGAGAAAUGGAAUUGACGGUGAAUUUUUUGGACCCAAUUCUUUCGCCUAUGUUUCAUUGCCCAGACAACAACAAGCAUCUCAUGUGGUUAAAUCGUAAAGAUGAAAACACAGCGAUAUUCCGACCAGAUGCGACCACUGUUGCGAUCCAGCAAAAAGCAGAUACUGUUACUUUGGGAUACGUAGAAGUGAAACCGCCAGAUUUCGAAUCCAAUCCCGAGUUGGCAUUCAUGGACUUGGUUCGUUUAGCCACAUUUUCUCGCCGUUUGAUGUUAAGGAAAAAUAAUCGUAAGGUGAUUGUGGUGCAAUGUAUUGGUUAUCACAUGGUGUUCUACUUGGUCUCCGCAUUCACAGAAGAAAUCACACAAAUGGCUGAGAUCUUGUCCAUCGAUGUCCCCAAAGACAUUGGGCAGAUUGGGUGCCUUCUACCAAAGGUAGACGACUUCAAGCGACUGUUACUGUUGUACGAACAUCAAAUAGAGACACGGUACAAAAUCUCUAGAGCACUUGAGGAAGAAGACGCUGCUCCACCAAUGGAUGCAAUCAACCCCAAACGUCGCAAACAAAAAAUCCCCUCGUUCUCUUUGGUGUAAGGUUUCGCGCUCUACCUACUCCCCUCCCCCUCAUCUAUUUUUUCUCCUGUAGUCCAAUAUGCAUCUAUAACCUAUGAAACAAAGCAUAACCAAGUUAUCCAUUUCUAUAUAAAGUCUUUUAAACUGUUUCCAUUUAGAAUGUUAUCGAGCUUUAUUGAAUAAUAC